Messenger RNA from Humulus lupulus (European hop), 1483 nucleotides. RefSeq names its product tropinone reductase homolog At5g06060-like. Bases 148 to 963 code for a protein of 271 amino acids. Gene Ontology annotation, molecular function: oxidoreductase activity. Lineage: Eukaryota; Viridiplantae; Streptophyta; Magnoliopsida; Rosales; Cannabaceae. The transcript is spliced from 5 exons. The record is from RefSeq and is a predicted model, not a curated record.
ACUCAAGGAGAGAUGCUGUAAGAUGUCAUUUUAUUGGGAUAGGAACCAAAAUCCCACACACGGCAUCACUUCUCUAUAUAAACCUAGUCCUCCAGUUGUAAUUUGAGAGAAAGAGUGAGAGAAAAGAGGGGUAAAGAAAGAAAAUUAAUGGCGGAGACUAAAGAGAUCGAUAACAAAGAAAAAGACAGCCGUAGAUGGUCUCUUGAUGGUAUGACUGCUCUUGUCACCGGUGGCACCAAAGGAAUUGGGUACGCUGUAGUGGAGGAAUUGUGUGGACUAGGGGCAAAAGUACAUACUUGUUCCAGGAACCAAGCUGAGCUGAGUGAAUGCUUGAGUCAGUGGCAUACAAAGGGAUUUCGAGUCACUGGUUCAGUUUGUGAUGUUUUGAGCUCAUCACAGCGGGAAGAGCUAAUUCAUAAGGUCUCCUCUAUGUUUGAUGGAAAACUCAACAUUCUUAUAAACAAUGUAGGAACGAGCUAUAGGAAACCAACAGUGGAGUACACACCUGAAGAUAUGUCAAUUCUAAUGAAUACUAAUUUCGAUUCUGCUUACAACAUUUCCCAACUUGCUCAUCCUCUUCUCAAAGCUUCAGGGGCUGGGAGCAUUGUGUUCGUUUCCUCUGUGGCCGGCCUUUUAGCAGUAAAUGUUGGAUCUUUAUAUAGUGCAGCUAAAGGAGCAAUUAACCAGUUGGCAAAAAACUUGGCAUGUGAAUGGGCAAAGGAUAGCAUAAGGAUCAACUCUGUGGCACCUUGGUUUAUCAGAACCCCCCUCGUUGAACCUUCUUUAGGCAAUAAAGAAUUUUCAGAAGCUCUGAACUCCAGAACCCCUCUAGGGAGAAUUGGAGAGCCAAAGGAGGUGUCAUCAAUGGUGGCAUUUCUGUGCUUGCCUGCAGCUUCUUAUAUAACUGGACAGACAAUUAGUGUUGAUGGAGGAAUGGCAGUAAAUGGCGCAUUAUAUUCUUGAAAAUAAGGCAAAAGGAAGUCUUUGUAUUUGAUAUAGAAGGUCAAAUAAAUGCAAUUCUUUUAUGGGUUUAUAUAUUUUUACACCUUGUGUUUUGUCUCAUUACCUGUUUGGACCCUGUAUUUUGAUAAAUUACUUUUUAGACCCUAUGUUUUCUAAAACAGUUCAAAUAGACUCCUAAAUCCGAUUUUGAUCAAAGUUUUUUGAACUAAAAUCACAAAUAGUUUAUUAAACUAACAUCUCAGAAUAAAAAUAUAGUGAUUCUGCCUAAGAAUUGUGUUGUUAUAUUUAAUUUUUUGUUCAUCAAAAUCAUAUUUAAGGGUCUAUUUGAACCAUUUUACAAAACACAUGGUCCAAAAAAUAAUUUAUCAAAACACAAGGCUCAAACAAGCAAUGAGGAAAAACACAGUUAAAAAGGUAUAAACCAUUCAUUUAUCUUGUCAGCAUGAUAUUGUUAUAUUUGAAAAAUAAUUUAUGCUCGAAUAAAACCAAUUUAUAAUAAAAAGUAAGUGUUAUAUAUAAA